UCCAUUGUAGUGAGCAGCCCAGGAAGUGGUUCCACGAUGGCGCCGGCGAGGCCCGCGGCGAGGAGCCGCGUCCAGGGUGUGGGGUCGCGUCGCGGAGAGGUCGGACUCCGGAACGGGAAUGGCAGGCGAAAGCCGUGGCGGCCAAACUACUCUCAGGCCUUCGCGGGGAGCGUGCGCGAGGGACAAGGCUUUGCAUUUCGGAGAAAACUGAAGAUUCAGAAAUACUACAGGAAAUUGCAGUGGAAGGAAAAGAAGGGUCAAACGUCCCACGAAUCCCAGUUCACAGAUCACUACCCAGAUCAUCUGAAGCAUCUCUAUCUAGCUGAAGAAGAAAGGCUCAGGAAGCAACAAAGAAGAGUUGGCCAGCAUUUGCCAGAAUCAGCAACUGACCAGCCUUUGCCUGAAGAACACUCUAACACUGAUCAGACUUUGGUCAAGGACCAGUUUUGUGGUGUUCACCAGCUUCCACCAGAAGAACAAGAUAGCCAAACAGUAAAUUCUGUGACUAUUCCAAAGAAAAAUAAAAAGAAAACUUCAAAUCAGAAAGCAAAAGAAGAAUAUGAACAGAUACAAGCUAAGCGUGCUGCUAAGAAACAAGAAUUUGAGAGGAGAAAACAAGAGAGAGAAGAAGCCCAAAGACAGUACAAAAAGAAAAAAAUGGAAAUGUUCAAAAUAUUGAGCAAAAAGACUAAAAAGGGCCAACCAAACUUGAAUUUACAAAUGGAGUAUCUUCUUCAAAAAAUACAGGAAAAAAGUUAGGUAUUAAAGGUUGAAGUAGUUCUAUUGCCUCUUGGGCUCUUUUGUGCAUAUACUGGUACGCCUCUAAGCAGUGGACUUUAUAGUUAGCAAAGCUGAAUUAUUUUGCAGAUGUUUUUGUUCUUGUUAAAUUUUCUGUAUAUGUACUACAUAGUAGGACUUGCUUCUUAUUUAUUUACCUCUGAAGGGAGGGGGCUUGAAGAGCUUAAAAUCCUUUAGUUUGGUAGAUAAGCUGAAACUCAGAAUACUUUUGUACUAUACAUAAAAUUUAUAUGAAAUAAAAUGUUUUUAAAAUAGCAAAGCUUUCUGUGAAUUAUUUAA
Molecule: messenger RNA, 1077 nt
Organism: Dipodomys spectabilis (banner-tailed kangaroo rat)
Lineage: Eukaryota; Metazoa; Chordata; Mammalia; Rodentia; Heteromyidae
Gene: Ccdc59
Product: coiled-coil domain containing 59
Exons: 4
Coding region: 37-759 (240 amino acids)
Cellular component (GO): nucleus
Source: RefSeq, a predicted model, not a curated record